Triticum dicoccoides is the source of this 618-nucleotide messenger RNA. RefSeq names its product tyrosine N-monooxygenase-like. Bases 1 to 618 code for a protein of 205 amino acids. Gene Ontology annotation, molecular function: heme binding; monooxygenase activity; iron ion binding. The transcript has a single exon. The record is from RefSeq and is a predicted model, not a curated record. NCBI's taxonomy places the organism in Eukaryota, Viridiplantae, Streptophyta, Magnoliopsida, Poales, Poaceae.
AUGAUGUUUGCAGCAGUCGAUAACCCAUCUAAUGCGGUUGAGUGGGCACUUGCUGAGAUGAUGAACAUGCCAGAGAUCAUGCAGAAAGCAACAGAGGAACUCGAUGCUGUCGUCGGUAAAGAUAGACUGGUGCAGGAGUCUGACAUUCCUCAGCUAAACUAUCUCAAAUCGUGCAUCCGGGAGGCCUUCCGCUUACACCCAUACCAUGCUCUUAACGUACCCCAUGUCGCCAUGGCGGACACAACUAUUGCUGGCUACACCAUCCCCAAGGAUAGCCACAUACUUUUAAGCCGGCUUGGACUUGGCCGCAAUCCCAAGAUCUGGACUGAACCACUGGAGUUUCAGCCUGAGAGGCAUUUGAACACUGCGAAUGUACUUCUCACUGAUCCAGGCCUACGUUUCAUUUCAUUUAGCAGUGGGAGGAGGGGUUGUCCUGGGAUUUCACUUGGUACCUCUAUGACAAUGAUGUUGUUCGCAAGGAUGUUGCAGGGAUUCACUUGGACAAAGCUUCCCGGCGUUAAGAGUAUCAGUCUCCAAGAACGCAAUGCGGGUGUUGCACUAGCUGAGCCCCUUGUUCUGCAAGCUACACCGCGAUUGGCUGCACAUCUCUAUAUAUGA